AGAACGUGCAGCAAUAACAACAACAUUACAAGUACAAAGCUUAAACUGAAAUAUGGAGAAAGAAAAUGGAUGGAAAUAAUUGGAAUGUGUAUUAGUAGGGUUUCAAUUCAAUUACUGAGAAUCAUCAAAUCCCAAACUCGGACCCGACUUUAACCAGCCAUUGAUACUUAAACCAAAAUUAACCUAUAUCCAACCCGACCCACCCAAAUAACAUCUUUUGACUUUGUUUUUACUAAUUUAUAUAUAAAUGAAUAAUAUGUUACACUUUUAUUAUGUUUUUAUAAAUUAUUGUAUGAGAUUUUGAUGUAAGAGACUUAAUUUGAUUAAUUAAAAAUAAUAAAUGCGAAUAUUUGAAAUUAGAGGAGCCAAAAUUAUACUUAAGUUGAAAUAUGGAGGCUAAAAAUAUAAUUAAACAAAAAAAAACUAAAAUUUAUUAAUAAAAGUAAUCUUUGAUUACAAGCUAAAGGAUACCUUUAAUAUACGUCAGAAAAUGUCAAUUAGGAUUAACUCACUUUUUCAUGUACAGAGAUAAACUACCGAAAAGAUAAUUUCACUUUUAUUAUAGACGAAUUUUUUAUUGUUUAAUUAUUUUUGGUCUUAAGAAGAAUUCUUUAUUAGAUUGGACUAAAACAAUGGAGCAUGGUAAUGGGCUUGCCUUAAUCAGGUUCAACCCAAUAGGUAGCUGUCCUAGUCUCCAACAGGAUCCUUGAAAGAGUUGUUAAUUCCUAGUCACAACUUCACGGCAGUGAUUCUGUCUUGGGGAGUGUUUGAGAUUGAGAAACAUGAACCAUAUAUAAUAUACAUGUCCAUAUGUGUGUGAUUAUUUGUUGUCUAAAGAGAAAGCAGAAAAGAUGGUGGGUGAAGGAGGAAAACCAAAGGCAGUGAUUGUUGGAGGUAGCAUAGCUGGAAUAUCAUGUGCACAUGCUCUUACCUUAGCUACUUGGGAUGUUCUUGUGCUUGAGAAAACCUAUUCACCUCCAACUGGAAGUCCCACUGGUGCAGGGCUUGGACUCAACUCUUUGUCUCAACAAAUCAUUCAAUCUUGGCUUCCACAGCCACAACUCCUACACAACAACACUUUACCACUAACUAUUGAUCAGAAUCAUGCAACUGAUAGUGAGAAGAAGGUUAGCAGGACAUUGACAAGAGAUGAGAGUUUCAACUUCAGAGCAGCACAUUGGGCUGAUCUUCAUGGCCUUCUGUACAAUGCACUGCCACCAAACAUAUUUUUAUGGGGUCACCUUUUUCUCUCUUUCCAAGUUGCAGAUGACAAGCGUUCUGUCAAAGUUAAGGCUAAAGUACUAGGAACUGGCAAGGUUAUAGAGAUAGUAGGGGAUUUGCUUGUUGCAGCAGAUGGCUGUCUCUCUUCGAUCCGGCAGAAAUAUCUCCCUGACUUUAAACUGAGAUAUUCAGGCUAUUGUGCUUGGAGAGGAGUUCUUGAUUUUUCAAAAAUUGAGAAUUCAGAAACAAUCAUGGGUAUCAGAAAGGCAUACCAUGAUCUAGGAAAAUGCUUGUACUUUGACUUGGCAUCUGGCGCACACACAGUGUUCUAUGAGCUGCUAAACAAAAAGCUCAAUUGGAUUUGGUAUGUGAAUCAGCCAGAGCCUGAAGUCAAGGGAACAUCAGUGACAACGAAAGUAAAUAGUGACAUGAUUCAGAAGAUGCAGCAAGAGGCAGAAAAAGUUUGGAUUCCAGAGUUGGUAAAGGUCAUAAAAGAAACAAAGGACCCUUUCUUAAACUUCAUAUAUGAUAGUGAACCCAUAGGGAAGAUCUUUUGGGACAAUGUGGUGUUGGUAGGAGAUGCAGCUCACCCCACAACUCCUCACUGCCUUAGAAGCACAAACAUGUCAAUAUUAGAUGCAGCAGUAUUGGGAAAAUGCUUGGAGAAGUGGGGAGCAGAAAAACUAGAAUCAGCUUUGGAAGAUUAUCAGCUCAUAAGGCAACCAGUAACUUCUAAGCAAGUUCUUCAUGCAAGAUUUGUUGGCCGCAUAAAACAAGGUCUGGUUCUCCCUGAUCAAGAACCUUUUAACCCCAAAUCAGCCAAGCCUGAGGAUUGUGAGAAGCUUCUACAGAGGAAUACUCCUUUUUUCAAUGAUGUGCCUUUGUCACUUGCUUCAAUACCAUCCUCCAUUUCACCAUCUGAAUGCCUAUAGCAGUAAGUUUUAUUUAUCACUGCAUUGAAAAUGCAUAGAACUAAUAACUAAUAAGGCGGUUCCUAUAAGUGAUAUAAUGCCUCUGGCCUAAAACUUCAUUUUGGCUAUUAAUGCUUUUAUCUCCAAAUUCAUU
Molecule: messenger RNA, 2286 nt
Organism: Abrus precatorius (Indian licorice)
Lineage: Eukaryota; Viridiplantae; Streptophyta; Magnoliopsida; Fabales; Fabaceae
Product: 6-hydroxynicotinate 3-monooxygenase-like
Exons: 4
Coding region: 852-2153 (433 amino acids)
Source: RefSeq, a predicted model, not a curated record